Messenger RNA from Micromonas pusilla CCMP1545, 912 nucleotides. RefSeq lists its product as uncharacterized. Lineage: Eukaryota; Viridiplantae; Chlorophyta; Mamiellophyceae; Mamiellales; Mamiellaceae. The annotation marks the transcript as partial. The transcript has a single exon. The record is from RefSeq and is a predicted model, not a curated record.
AUGGGCGUCGCCGCCGCCGCGGACGCGGCGUAUUUGGAACAAAGAGUCCAAAAAGAAGCCGCGGUCGCGUUGCUCGGCGAAGACGCGUUUGAAGCGACGCAGCUCGCGAAGCUCGUCGCGGCGGACGAUAAGUUCGGCUACUCCGUCUCGGUGUCCGGCUCCCUCAUCGUCGUCGGCGCGAAUUAUGACGACGACAAGGGCAGGGACUCCGGGUCCGCGUACGUGUUCGAGAAGGGCGCGGACGGCGCCGUGACGCAGCUCGCGAAGCUCACCGCGGCGGACGGCGCGGCGAACGAUAACUUCGGCUGGUCCGUCGCGGUGUCCGGCUCCCUCAUCGUCGUCGGCGCGACUUAUGACGACGACAAGGGCAGAGACUCCGGGUCUGCGUACGUGUUCGAGAAGGGCGCGGACGGCGCAGUGACGCAGCUCGCGAAGCUCACCGCGGCGGACGGCGCGGCGAACGAUAACUUCGGCUGGUCCGUCGCGGUGUCCGGCUCCCUCAUCGUCGUCGGCGCGACUUAUGACGACGACAAGGGCUCCUCCUCCGGAUCCGCGUACGUGUUCGAGAAGGGCGCGGACGGCGCCGUGACGCAGCUCGCGAAGCUCACCGCGGCGGACGGCGCGGCGGGCGAUCAGUUCGGCUGGUCCGUCGCGGUGUCCGGCUCACUCAUCGUCGCCGGCGCGAGGUAUGACGACGACAAGGGCUCCUCCUCCGGAUCCGCGUACGUGUUCGAGAAGGGCGCGGACGGCACCGUGACGCAGCUCGCGAAGUUCACCGCGGCGGACGGCGCGGCGCACGAUUACUUCGGCAGGUCCGUCGCGAUGUCCGGCUCCCUCAUUGUCGUCGGCGAAUUGUAUGACGACGACAAGGGCUCCAACUCCGGGUCCGCGCACGUCUUUCAGACGAACCGC